AUGAUAAUUACAAAUUAUUACAAAUCAGGAGAUCUAACACAUUACAUUUCAAAAGAUUUUCUUAAUAUUAGUUGGAGAAUUAAAUUAAUUAAAUUAAGAGGCAUGAUAAAAGGACUUGAAAUACUACAUAAAGAAAAUAUUGUCCAUCAAGAUUAUCAUAGUGGAAAUAUUUUUGUUAGAAACAGUAAUAAUGAUUAUUUUCUUGCAUCUGUAGUAACGGGUGAUUUUGGAAUAAGUAAAUCUGCAAUUGAAACAUCAGAUGAUGAUAAUGAGGUUUAUGGAAUCAUUCCGUAUGUUGCUCCAGAAGUUUUUCAAGGACAAAAAUAUACUAAAUCAUCAGAUAUAUAUAGUUUUGGUAUGAUUAUGUGGGAAUUAAUGACAGGAAGAAGACCAUUCUGGGAUAGAAGCCAUGACACAGAUCUUAUUAUUGAAAUAUGUGAUGGACUUCGCCCUCCGAUUGUCACAAAUACACCUGAAGGUUAUAUUGAAUUAAUGCAAAAAUGUUGGCAUUCUGAUCCAAAUGAAAGACCAAGUGCUAGUGAUAUUACUAAAAAAUUUGUUUACUAUUCUAGUAAUUCGGCUGUAUACAAAGAACGCGAUAACCCAACUAAAAUCAUAAGUUCACCAGAUAUUGGACCUGUAACAACAAAUAAUCCAGGCGCCAUCUAUAAAAGUAGGCCAUUAAGUACAAUGAUAAAAUCUGCCAACUUUACAAGAAGUCUAAGAUUAAAAAGUCUAGGAUUUGACAAGAGAAAGUUUAAUAAUAAUUUGAUUGAGAAUAAUAAUAAUAAUAAAGAUAAAAUCCAUAAAAGACUUAAAUAUUGUGAGGAACAGAAUGAUGAUUACUUAACACAAGAACUCGAAUUUGAUAUUAAUUGUAAUACGAAUUCUAACAAAUCUGAAGAUAAUGAUUAUAUUACCAGUGAACUUAAUUUUGAUAUUUAAUUCUUUCGAUUAUGACUAUACAGUAUUUAUGUUAAAUUAUUAUUAUGAAUUUAUUUACUUUAUUUAUUGUUUAUCAUCAUUUAUUUAUAUUUAUUAAUGUUAUAUUAUUACCGUAUUUCCAUC
Rhizophagus irregularis DAOM 181602=DAOM 197198 is the source of this 1068-nucleotide messenger RNA. RefSeq lists its product as uncharacterized. The record is from RefSeq and is a predicted model, not a curated record. Gene Ontology annotation, biological process: signal transduction; protein phosphorylation. Lineage: Eukaryota; Fungi; Glomeromycota; Glomeromycetes; Glomerales; Glomeraceae. Gene Ontology annotation, molecular function: protein kinase activity; ATP binding. Gene Ontology annotation, cellular component: cytoplasm.